AUGCGGCUGAAGCUCACGUCUUUCUACCGUCUUGCGCCGUCCUGGCCGAAGUCUCCAGCUGCUGUUGCUGCUCUCUCGUUUGUCCGACAUUCCAGCAAUAUGGGGAACGGCCCACGAAUCGAAGAGCAAACACUACCCUCCUACCACAAGAAACGAUACUAUCCAGUCCGCAUUGGCGACACUCUCAACGACCGAUACCGGAUUAUUGCGAAGCUUGGCUAUGGCGGCUACUCCACAGUGUGGCUUGCCCGGGAUGAGAGGACUAAGCAGUAUGCUUCGCUCAAGGUGUGCAUAGAACAAAAUGACAACCAGCCCUCGCCAGUGCUCAACGAGGUCAACAUUCUCCAACGCAUGCAAAAGCUGGCUGAAACCAAGAAUAAUCCGGGUCGCUUCUUCACCCGCCUUGCUACCGACAUCUUCGAGCUUCACACUUCUUCCGGACGCCAUUACUGCAUCGCAUCCAAGCCCCAGGGCCACAGCCUGCGCCUGCUCCAAGAAACAUUUCCCAACGGAAAAGUGCCGAAGCUGUUGGUGAAAUCACUGAUAUCCCGGCUUUUCUUCGCUAUAAACUGGCUGCAUGCAAGCUGCAAUCUCAUUCAUACAGACAUCACACCCCAAAAUGUCCUCACCGAGCUUGAGGACGAGAGCAGCCUCAGGGAUAUCGAGGAGCAGGAAUUGCGAGACCCGAGCAUCCCCAUCAUCAGCGACUGCGGCGUCCCUGUCUACCCCUCUCGAAAACCGUUCAUACAGCUCGGUGGCACCCCAAUACUUACGGACUUUGGCCAAGUGCGAGAGGAUUACCUCGACGACCGCGUUAAUCAAGACUGGAUUAUGCCGGAUUUUUAUCGAGCCCCGGAGGUACUUUUGCAAAUACCAUGGAUGAUUCAGGUUGAUAUGUGGUCUGUUGGAGUGAUGACUCUGGAACUUCUCGAAGGCAAGAACCUCUUUGAUCCGAUGGACCGUGUCAAUAAUCAAUAUGUCCUUCCGAUGGCGCUGGCCCAGUAUAUUGGUUACCUUGGGCCGCCGCCGCUGUACAUGCUCGAGAAAAGUCCCCUAUUCGGCACAUAUUUUGACGAGAAAGGCAACUGGAGACUCUCAGAAGCACCGAUCCCUCGGACAUCCCUCGAAGACUUCGUUACAGUGAUACCCCCCGGCGAAGAGAAAGAUCUGUUUAUGAAGUUUAUUCGGAGGAUGCUUGCCUGGGAUCCGGAGGCAAGGGCAACAGCCAACGAAAUCGUCGAUGAUGCAUGGCUUCAGAUGCCGGUCGAUCUGAUCGCUUUGCAGGGAGCGCUUGACGAACUCCAUGCGGUUUUGCCUUCGCGUUUCUGA
This is a messenger RNA of Aspergillus mulundensis, 1329 nucleotides long. RefSeq lists its product as uncharacterized. The transcript has 5 exons. Bases 1 to 1329 code for a protein of 442 amino acids. Gene Ontology annotation, molecular function: ATP binding; protein kinase activity. Gene Ontology annotation, biological process: spliceosomal complex assembly; regulation of mRNA processing; protein phosphorylation. Lineage: Eukaryota; Fungi; Ascomycota; Eurotiomycetes; Eurotiales; Aspergillaceae. The record is from RefSeq and is a predicted model, not a curated record.